Molecule: messenger RNA, 1086 nt
Organism: Anoplophora glabripennis (Asian longhorned beetle)
Lineage: Eukaryota; Metazoa; Arthropoda; Insecta; Coleoptera; Cerambycidae
Product: zinc carboxypeptidase
Exons: 6
Coding region: 16-1086 (356 amino acids)
Biological process (GO): proteolysis
Molecular function (GO): zinc ion binding; metallocarboxypeptidase activity
Source: RefSeq, a predicted model, not a curated record
UCAAACUCGAUAAAAAUGAAGUUUCUUUUUGCUUUACUUUCUUUGACUGUAAACCUUUGCUUGGCCGAAAAAAUCAGAUAUGAUGAUUACAAAGUCUACAGACUGAUUCCUAAUGACGUGGAGACUCUCAAAAUCCUCAAACAGAUGGAGGACACACAGCAUCUUUCUGAUUACAAUUUUUUUAGCCCUGUGGUCAAAGUAGGAGGUCCAGUUGAUGUUAUGGUACCACCCCACCAGGUUGAUUACAUAGAAAAUCUGGCCAAAUCUAGAGAGAUGAAUUCCAGUGUGGUGAUGCAAAAUGUACAAAAGCACAUCGACAACGAAGGUGUCAGGCCAGAAUCUAGAGCGGGAAGCUUCGAUUGGUCUAGCUAUCAUACGUACGAUGAGUACAACGCUUAUCUAACGUCUUUAGAAACAAGCUAUCCUAAUAUUGUUACUCUUCUUCGUGGUGGACAUACUUACGAAGGACGUGAAAUUCUAGGAGUUCAGGUAUCAUUCAGUUCAGCUAACCAAAACAAUGCUGUCUUCUUGGAAUCUUUAAUCCACCCAAGGGAAUGGAUCUCUGGUGCGGUGACUACGUACAUAUUAAAUGAAAUAUUGACGAGUACCGACUCCGAGUUCCGCAGUUUCGCUGAAAGCUACGACUGGUAUGUCUUCCCUGUGUACAACCCCGAUGGAUUUGUUUACACCCACACGAAUGAUCGUUUGUGGCGUAAAACAAGAACACCUUACACAGAUUCAUGCUUUGGCGUCGACGCAAACCGUAACUGGGGUUAUUAUUGGAAUACCGGGGGUACCAGUGACGAUCCCUGCUCGGAGGUCUACGGUGGUCCAACAGCCUUUUCGGAAACAUCGACAAAAUCUCUAUCCGAGUUCAUUUCCGCUAUUGGUAGCAGACUUGUAGCGUACAUCGGCUUCCACUCAUUCGCUCAGCUGAUAUUAAUACCUUACGGAUACACAGCUGACCACCUGGACAAUUACGAUGAAACCUAUCCAAUUGGACUCAAAGCAGCAGAGUCACUGGCAUCUCGUUAUGGAACCAGCUACAACGUUGGAAACGUUGCCGAAACUAUUUGUAAGUUUUAA